This is a messenger RNA of Suillus paluster, 755 nucleotides long. RefSeq lists its product as uncharacterized. NCBI's taxonomy places the organism in Eukaryota, Fungi, Basidiomycota, Agaricomycetes, Boletales, Suillaceae. Bases 348 to 614 code for a protein of 88 amino acids. The transcript has 3 exons. The record is from RefSeq and is a predicted model, not a curated record.
CUUGAGCAUCCUAUCGUACUUUGGCAGCCCCGAUGACUCGCUGAAUUGCUUUACCUCUUUAACGCAGACAGAGUAUCGUGGAACAUGACGGUUAUGAUCGCGACUCACAUUAGUCGUGGUAUCUCAUGGCUAAGCUCUACCGGAUCCUAGAAUCUCUUGCAUCUGACCUCAUGGUUUAUGUACAUGUUACAUACAUCGUGCAUGCAUUGAACUUUCCUAAUUAACACCGAAAGUUUCUCAGGUUAUGACGAUCCUGACUGCGAGGUGACCACCAGGUGCGUACUUUUGGGGCUAGCAUCGAGAAAUUCCCCGAGUGCAUACCAGCCGAGCAUGGGGACCACUCUGGAAUGGAAGUCAGGUGUCCUUGGUUGCUUAUCAAGCCAGUUUACUCAUGUUCCUUGUGGUUUGCAGGGAUUCGCAGUGCCUCGUCACUGGCACUACUUUCACAUCUGGUGGUUUUGAUGGGAGGAUGCGCUGAGCGUCUCAAGUACAUAACCUUCGUAUUCCACCACCCGACUGGGACUAGAUGCUAUCUAGUUCCCGUGGAUUAUGAUUUUAUCCUCGAUAGCGACAUGAACUGUCAGAUACGGUACGAACCUGAUUGUGAGCUGUGAUACAUGAAGUCUGCGUGGAUGCUGGUUUUUUUUCCAUUACAACUCGCAAUCAGGUUUGGAUUUGUACUGUGCCUUGGUCUGAAAAGUGGCGAAAUGCCAUCCCGAGAAUCUGUCAGAACUUUGCUAGGGCACGACGACGUG